This is a messenger RNA of Dothidotthia symphoricarpi CBS 119687, 1330 nucleotides long. Its product is annotated as NAD(P)-binding protein. Gene Ontology annotation, cellular component: endoplasmic reticulum membrane. NCBI's taxonomy places the organism in Eukaryota, Fungi, Ascomycota, Dothideomycetes, Pleosporales, Dothidotthiaceae. The transcript has a single exon. Bases 297 to 1265 code for a protein of 322 amino acids. Gene Ontology annotation, molecular function: 3-dehydrosphinganine reductase activity. The record is from RefSeq and is a predicted model, not a curated record. Gene Ontology annotation, biological process: sphingolipid biosynthetic process.
GACAUUGCCGUUUCUAGACGGGGCGUAGUGCUUACGGAGGAUUUCAGUUCUUCCAUAUCUGGUGCUUGCUCCUCACGUCAGCAGAGACGCGCCGUUUUCCCUCAUGUCUCAACUCCUCCCAGCACUCGCCAUAGCAUUGUCGGUUCUCGUCGCAUUCAUCAGUCUGGACAUUAUGGGCUUCGCGUUCUGGAAGAGCAACAAGUUCCCCGUCGAGGGGAAGGUAGAGUCGCCAUCUCCACUCUACAACACGAGCUUACAUUACACAGACGGUUCUCCUCACGGGUUCAUCCCAAGGCAUGGGCAAGGAAAUCGCCCGACUCCUCUCCGAACGCGGCGCAAACCUGAUCCUCGUCGCGCGAACAACGAAGAACCUCGAAUCAGCCGUCACCCACGCAAAGGCGCAUGCGAAGAACCCCUCAAUCCAGCGCUUCCACUACAUCUCCGCCGACGUGACUUCCGAGGCGGAGAACGCGCGCAUCCUCGCCGAAGCAACGACAUGGAACAACAACAAGAUGCCAGAAAUCGUGUGGGCUUGUGCCGGCGCCUCAGUCCCCGGGUUGUUCAUGGACACCAGCACCGACACGCUCCGCAAGCAGAUGGACCUGAACUACUUCGCGGCCGCAUACCUCGCCCACAAGACGCUGCAAGCCUGGUUCUACCCGUCCACCCCCCACACGCCGCAACACCAAGCCUCCACAUCCGGGGAGUCGCCCCGACACUUCAUCAUCACCUCCUCAGCCGUCGCCUUCGUCGGCCUGGCAGGCUACGUCCCCUACGCCCCUGCCAAAGCAGCCCUCCGCUCCCUCGCCGACGGCCUCCGCUCAGAAGUCCAGCUCUACAAUGGCGCGCGCCGCUGCACGAAGCCCUCUACCACUGGCCCAGCCCCUGCUCCCUUUGACGUGGACAUCCACGCCAUCUUUCCCGGCACCAUCCUUUCUCCGGGCUUCGACAACGAGGAGAAGUCUAAACACCCCGUCACCCGCGAACUCGAGUCUUCGGACCCGCGCCAGACCGAGCUCGAGGCCGCUACAUCGGCUGUGAGGGGUUUGGAGAAUGGAAAUUUCAUGACGGCGACGAAUUGGCUUGUGCAAGUGCUGCGUUGGGGCAGUAUGGGGAGCAGUCAGAGGGAUAAUCUCGUGCUGGAUACUGUCAUGGCGUGGGUUACGACCGUUGUGUGGUUGUUCAUGGUGCCGGAUCUGAAUGGCAAGGUUUGGGGGUGGGGGAAGAAGGAAGGCAUGCCCAAGUUGAGGAGGAAUGCGCAGUAGAUAGUGUAGCUUCGAGAUACCCGUCUAGCUUGUUAGCGAAUAUUAGACGUUAAUAACUGCCACAC